AUGGCGGCCAAGUCCAAAGCAAGAGUUGUCGUCGCCCGUCUCCUGUCCACCGCCGGCACCGGGUACAUGUACACGACCCGGAGGACAAGGGUGGCCGAUAAGCUCAGCAUGAUGAAGUUCGACCCAAAGAUCAGACAACACGUCCUGUUCAAGGAGACCAAGGGAUCGAAGUGA
This is a messenger RNA of Pseudozyma flocculosa PF-1, 174 nucleotides long. RefSeq lists its product as uncharacterized. The transcript is spliced from 3 exons. Gene Ontology annotation, cellular component: ribosome; mitochondrion. Gene Ontology annotation, biological process: translation. Gene Ontology annotation, molecular function: structural constituent of ribosome. The record is from RefSeq and is a predicted model, not a curated record. NCBI's taxonomy places the organism in Eukaryota, Fungi, Basidiomycota, Ustilaginomycetes, Ustilaginales, Ustilaginaceae. The coding region runs from base 1 to 174 and encodes 57 amino acids.